CGAAACCUCAGGCUGCUGCUAGUAAGAGGUGUAUGUGUUUUUAUGGCGACCAGAGCAGCCGCAUCUCCCCUAUGAGCCCCCGAUGAGUCCCUGCAGCAACAAAAGGAUUUAGACCUCCGCUCCGCUGGACGCAGCUACAUGAAAACAAGGGCCAAGUCUCGUGUAGCGCGCAGACCUGCACAUUUUUGGCCCAGAUUGGAGGGAGGACAUAGCGAGUGACCGUCAUGGCAGCGUCGGAGCUGUACACAAAGUGUGCCCGGGUGUGGAUUCCUGAUGUGGAGGAGGUGUGGAAGUCUGCUGAGCUAGUGAAGGACUACAACAAUGGAGACCAAUCCCUGCAGCUCAUAUUGGAGGAUGGAACGAAACUUGAACACAAGUUGGACCCAAAAACAAAGAACCUGCCUCAUCUGCGUAACCCUGACAUCCUGGUGGGUGAGAAUGACCUCACGGCGCUCAGCUACCUCCACGAACCGGCUGUUCUUCACAACCUUAAAGUCCGCUUCAUUGACUCCAAGCUCAUCUACACAUACUGCGGAAUUGUUUUGGUGGCCAUUAACCCGUAUGAGAACUUGCCGAUCUACAGCACAGACAUCAUCAAUGCGUACAGCGGUCAAAACAUGGGAGACAUGGACCCACAUAUCUUCGCUGUGGCUGAGGAGGCUUAUAAACAGAUGGCCAGGGAUGAGCGAAAUCAAUCGAUCAUUGUGAGCGGUGAAUCUGGAGCUGGAAAGACUGUGUCUGCCAAAUACGCAAUGAGAUACUUUGCUACAGUCAGUGGCUCAGCCAGUGAAGCCAACAUUGAGGAGAAAGUACUAGCCUCAAACCCCAUCAUGGAGGCCAUUGGAAAUGCGAAGACUACCAGAAAUGACAACAGUAGUCGAUUUGGAAAAUAUAUUGAAAUUGGCUUUGACAACCGCUACCGCAUUAUAGGUGCCAACAUGAGAACAUAUCUUCUAGAAAAAUCACGAGUCGUGUUCCAGGCUGACGAGGAAAGAAAUUACCACAUCUUCUACCAGCUCUGUGCCUCUGCUCAUCUGCCCGAGUUCAAAAUAUUGAAAUUAGGACACGCAAAUGAUUUUCUGUACACCAGACAAGGACGUAAUCCUGUUAUUGAUGGUGUGGAUGACACCAAGGAGCUCAGCACUACACGAAAUGCCUUUACACUAUUAGGGAUAAAUGAAUCAUAUCAGAUGGGCCUGUUUCAGGUGCUGGCUGCUAUUCUUCAUUUGGGGAAUGUAGAAAUUAAAGACAGGGAUUCUGACAGCAGUUUCAUAGCUGCAAACAACAGCCACCUGACGUCUUUCUGUGAACUCGUGGGGGUCAGUUACCAGGACAUGUCCCAGUGGCUGUGUCACAGGAGGUUGAAGACGGCUACAGAGACGUACAUCAAAACUCUUCCUCGGCUCCAAGCCACCAACGCCCGAGAUGCCCUGUCUAAACAUAUCUACGCCAAGCUUUUUAACUGGAUUGUGGAGCAUGUGAACAAGGCCCUGAUUGCAAAUGUCAAACAGCACUCAUUCAUUGGGGUCCUCGACAUCUAUGGGUUUGAGACAUUUGACAUCAACAGCUUUGAGCAGUUCUGUAUUAACUAUGCAAAUGAGAAACUUCAGCAACAGUUCAACAUGCACGUCUUCAAGUUGGAACAGGAGGAAUAUAUGAAGGAGCAGAUUCCUUGGACUCUCAUAGAUUUCUAUGACAAUCAACCCUGCAUUAAUCUUAUAGAAGCCAAAAUGGGAAUCUUGGACCUUCUGGAUGAAGAAUGUAAGAUGCCUAAAGGUUCUGAUGACUCCUGGGCACAGAAACUGUACAACACACAUCUUAAGACUUGUUCUCUGUUUGAAAAACCGCGCAUGUCCAACCGCGCCUUCAUCAUACAGCACUUUGCUGACAAGGUAGAAUAUCAGUGUGACGGUUUUCUGGAAAAGAACAAGGACACUGUAAAUGAAGAUCAAAUUAAUGUGCUGAAAGCCAGCAAGUUCAACUUGUUAGUGGAGCUGUUCCAGGAUGAAGAAAAGGCCACCAGUCCAACUGGACAAGUCCCUGGGACCGGAGGCCGAACACGACUCAGCGUCAAACCUGACAAGAGUCGAGACAAGAGCAGCAAGGAACACAAGAAGACCGUCGGCUGUCAGUUUCGAAACUCUCUUCAAAUGCUGAUGGAUACUCUGAAUGCCACCACUCCACAUUAUGUUCGCUGCAUCAAGCCCAAUGACUUCAAGCAGGCCUUUACAUUUGAUCCUAAACGUGCAGUUCAGCAGCUUAGAGCCUGCGGUGUCCUGGAAACCAUUCGCAUCUCUGCAGCGGGCUUCCCAUCCAGGUGGACCUAUCAGGAGUUCUUCAGUCGGUAUAGGGUACUGAUGAAGCAAAAGGACGUCCUCCCAGACAAAAAGUUAACCUGCCGAAAUGUUCUGGAGAAACUUGUCCAGGAUCAAGAUAAAUACCAGUUUGGUAAAACAAAGAUCUUCUUCAGAGCUGGCCAAGUGGCUUAUUUGGAGAAGCUCAGGGCAGACAAACUGCGUGCUGCAUGUAUUCGUAUCCAGAAAACAAUUCGCUGCUGGCUUGCGCGCAAAAAGUAUCUCCAUCAACGCAAGGCUGCUAUCACGAUCCAGAGGUUCACCCGGGGAUACCAGGCCCGCUGCUUGGCAAAGUUUCUACGGCGUACCCAGGCAGCUACUAUCAUACAGAAGUAUCAGAGAAUGUAUGUGGAGAGGAAACGCUACAGGCAGAAGCAGGCAGCCGCCUUGGCCAUGCAGAGAGUCCUCCGAGCUUACAUGGCCCGCCAGAAGUAUCUAGCGCUUGUGCGGGAGGCUAAGGUUGUCAUCAUUCAAAAGCGUGUCCGAGGGUGGCUGGCCCGGUGUUGGUACAAGCGCUGCCUCCGCUCCAUCGUUUACCUGCAGUGCUGCAUCCGCAGGAUGAGAGCCAGACGUGAGCUAAAGAAACUCAAAAUUGAGGCUCGCUCUGUGGAGCACUUCAAAAAGCUCAACAAGGGAAUGGAAAACAAGAUCAUGCAGCUGCAGCGGAAGAUUGACGAGCAGAAUAAAGAAAGCCGUUUGGUUAAUGAAAGGCUGGUUAGUAUAGAAAGUUCAUACACAGCAGAAAGUGAAAAAAUGCGAAGUGAGCUCAAUCGUCUUCAUGGUGUGGAAGAAGAUGCAAAGAACAAAGCUAACCAGUUAUCAACACUCCUGGAGGAACUGGAGAGGUUAAAGAAAGAGCUGACCACCACACAACAAGAAAAGAAAACUAUCGAGGACUGGGCACAAAACUACAAGACCGAAAUGGAAAAGAUGGUGUCAGAACUCAAAGACCAGAAUGGUUCAUUGAAGAAAGAGAAGGACGAUUUGAACAGGUCGAUUCAGGAACAGAGUCAACAGAUGACAGAGAAAAUGGCUCAAGCUAUAGCACAAGAGACUCAGCAACUCGAAACGGAUUUGAACGAGGAGCGCUCUCGUUACCAGAAUCUCCUCUCCGAACACCUUCGCCUGGAGGAGAAGUACGACGACCUGAAAGAAGAGAUGGCACUUUCUUCUCACAUCUCCAAGCCUGGGCACAGGAGAACAGACUCCACUCACAGCAGUAACGAGUCAGAAUACACCUACAACUCAGAAUACACAGAAAUGGAGGACGGCUCCAGAACCAGAGAAGACGUAACGCGAGGCCUAGACACAACCCUCACUCUGAAGCUCCAGAAGCGCCUCACAGAACUAGAACAAGAAAAACAGUCUCUGCGCAAUGAGUUAGAAAACAAAGAAGAGCAGUACCAGCGGGCUAGAGCCAGGGAUGAUGCAGAGUUUAAAAGGGCCCGUGGAGCAGAGCUUGAAUACGAGUCCCUCAAACGUCAGGAACUUGAGUCUGAGAACAAGAAGUUGAAGCAUGACCUGGCUGAGAUGAGACAGAGCUUGUUGGGGGAUAAGUCUGCUAACAUGGGAGCCCCUGGAUCUCCUGCUUACAAGGUGCUGUUGGAUCAGCUCAAUGCUUCCUGUGAAGAAUUGGACGUGCGCAAGGAGGAGGUGCUCAUUCUGCGCUCUCAACUGGUCAGCCAAAAGGAAGCCUUCCACCACAAGGAAACCAUGACUGAACCGUCUGUUUUUGCUCAAGAUGUGUCCAAGCUCAAAGACGCUGAUGAACUCAAGCAAGCCUACGUGGGUCUCAAAGACACCAACAGAUCUCCUAGGUUUAUGCCCAAGUCUCUGGAUAUGAGUGAACUUCUAAGUAGGCUCAGAUCAGCUGCACCAGACAUCCAUAAGCUGAAUGAGGAUGGGGAGCUGUGGCUGGUUAAUCAGGGCUUAAAGGAGACAAUCAGAUUGUUGGAGCAGCAGCUGCAGACUCAGCGGAGGAGCCAUGAUAACGAGGUGGAGUCUCUGCGUGGCGAACUGCAGAGUGUGAAAGAGGAGAACAACCGUCAGCAGCAGCUCCUGGCUCAGAACCUGCAGUUACCCCCAGAGGCUCGCAUCGAAGCCAGCCUGCAGCACGAGAUCACACGGCUCACCAAUGAAAACCUGGAGCUCAUGACUGAUGACCCAACUGAAUCCCGAGAGGCCCGAGUCAUCAUUUUGCGGCGGAUGGUUGAUCUCAUGGAACAACUGGAGAAACAGGACAGAACUAUUCGCAAACUCAAGAAACAGCUUAAGGUUUACUCCAAAAGGAUAGGAGAAAUGGGAGCGGGUCAGACUGAGGGCCAGACAUCUCCAGGACAGAUGGUGGAGGAGCCCAUUCACCCAGUCAAUAUUCCUCGCAGAGAAAAGGAUUUCCAGGGAAUGUUGGAGUACAAGAAGGAGGAUGAGAUGAAACUAGUCAAGAACCUUAUUCUUGAGCUGAAACCUCGAGGCGUAGCAGUGAAUCUUAUCCCAGGCCUUCCUGCCUACAUCCUGUUUAUGUGUCUAAGACAUGCUGAUUAUGUAAACGAUGAUCAGAAAGUCCGUACUCUGCUCACUUCCACCAUCAACAGUAUUAAGAAGAUCCUAAAGAAACGUGGUGAUGAUUUUGAGACCGUCUCUUUCUGGCUUGCAAACACCUGCCGCUUUCUGCAUUGUCUGAAACAAUACAGUGGAGAUGAGGCCUUCAUGAAACACAACUCUUCGAGGCAAAAUGAACAUUGCUUGUCAAACUUUGACUUGGCCGAGUACAGACAGGUGAUCAGUGACCUAGCCAUCCAGAUAUACCAGCAGCUGGUCAAAUGCAUGGAUAACAUCUUAUUGCCCAUGAUAGUCCCUGGAAUGUUGGAGCAUGAGACCAUUCAGGGCGUCUCAGGGGUGAAGCCCACAGGUCUCCGAAAGCGGACGUCCAGUAUCGCUGAUGAGGGCAUCUACACUCUGGACUCUAUUCUGCGCCAGCUCAGCGCCUUCCACUCCACCAUGUGUCAGCACGGCAUGGACCCCGAACUCAUCAAACAGGUGGUGAAGCAGCAGUUCUACAUCAUCGGAGCUGCCACCCUCAACAACCUGCUGCUGCGUAAAGACAUGUGCUCCUGGAGCAAAGGCAUGCAGAUCAGGUAUAAUGUGAGCCAGCUGGAGGAGUGGCUCAGGGACAAGGGGCUGAUGGGGUGUGGAGCCAAAGAGACUCUGGAGCCUUUGAUUCAGGCUGCACAGCUGCUACAGGUGAAGAAGAAGACUGAUGAAGACGCAGAGGCCAUCUGCUCCAUGUGCCAGGCCCUGACCACUGCGCAGAUUGUGAAGGUGUUGAAUCUUUACACUCCAGUCAACGAGUUUGAAGAAAGAGUUUCUGUUGCAUUCAUACGGACAAUACAGACCCGCUUACGAGACCGCAGUGACAGUCCCCAUUUGUUGAUGGACACCAAGAUGAUUUAUCCAGUCACUUUCCCAUUCAAUCCUUCCUCUCUCGCUCUGGAAACCAUCCAGAUUCCCAGCUCACUCAACCUGAGCUUCCUCACACGAGUCUAACCCGGACUGAACCUCCUGCAUUUUCCUGCUUUUAGAAUAUUCAAUAGACAAAUCAUGUAUUUUGUUGCAGGCAAUGAAAAAUGACAUAACAACACAUAUAAUACAAAACACUUAUUUAUACAACAAAACCUUUCAAAAGCAUUAAAUGGCUGCAAAGUGACUCUUCAAAAUCUUUUGACAUGCAUAUUCACACACAGUUGCUCUUAUCUUCUAAUAUGCCAUAACUUGGCCUGAUUUCAUUCAUUAAAUGGUAAAGAUUUAAUACGGAUUAAGAACCUACGCACAAACACAUUUUCUAUUAUUCAGGGGAUACAAAACCAACCUGCAUUCAUCUUUUGCUUGUAUAAUGCCUACAACUUACCAAAAUAGAUUCAUAGAUUCGUCCCAUUUUAGACCCUGGUUGCCUGUUACGAUCCCUGUGCUUUGCCUUCCUCUGUGUGAUCAAUCAUCUCAUGUUGCUAUAAAAAUGUGGCCUCAUGGAGCUGAAUGCUGUUAGAACAAACAAUGUCUGCGUCCAGUAUAAGCCAUGUUAACGUGGAACAAAAAUGAGUCCAAUGUGCGACAGCCACCUCAAAUAUCUCAGUUUAUCCAAUAUCAUUACUAUUAGAUAUAAUUUAAACUAAUUACGUAGCCAUUAUUCCUGCUUUAGAGCUACUUCAACUAAAGAUUUUAGAACAUUAGAUUGUGCAGUAAUAAGUGCACACUCUUAAAAUCAUGCUUGUUGUCUUUUACUUUUGUUGUCGUUUACUGCUCUAUUCUACGCCAAAUUGUCCACGCCACAUAAACAGCACACACAGUCCUUAUACCCCUUUUGUCAACUUGUCAUAUCUUGAAAUAUUUUAUCAUGAUAAUUUAUUUAUUUUAGUAUUGUCAAUGUAUUGUGUACCAUGUAGAGAAAAGAAAAGAAUGAAAGUGUCACAGCCAUGGUUUUCCUCAAAUGACUCCAGCUUUACAACAGUGUUAUUAGUUACUUCUCUUUUACAUGUUUUCCUGUUAAGUAGCUAAGAAAGCCCCACAGGCUCCUGCUACCAAAAAUAUGUCAUAUCAUGUUGAUGUUUUCCCUUUUUCCACACAUUUGUUAAUCGCACAAUGCACUUGAUAAUUUUAUUGUUAAAUGGCUGUUUGUCACACAUGCAAGACCUUGUGUAUAAUAUUAAGAUGUUGUUGACAAAGGUGCAUAAGCUUAACCAUUAUCCAAAUCAAACUGCAUGGCACGCUUUAACUUAAGACAAACUGCAGUGCAGUUGAGAGUUGCUGGACAGUUUUGGAAAAUGCUCUUGAAAGAAGCCUGUUUCAUGAUUGUGUGCAACUGGUCCUAUUGUCUCAUGUUUAGCACUUUUUAUUUUACCAUUCCUACUGUGCCAUUAUUUUUUUACCCUGAACCAUACUUGCCUCUUUCUCCUCUCAAACUUUUCUUGCCUUCUGACAUUACUUUUUGCAUGUCACCACAAUGUGUACAUUACAUAAAAAAUAUAUGAAGGAUCAGAGUACAAAUAAUCAUCAAGAGAAUAUAUAAAGUUAUCAUUUAGUUUAGUGAGAAUAUAUUCAACAAACUGUGUUGGAAGUAUUUACUUUACUUUAGCAGUGACUGAAUCCACUAUAUGAAUGUUUCAAACACACAUCACCAUUUCAGCUAAACACUGAGGACAAAGCCUUACCUGACUUACACGCAUUGUGGCAUUGUGCAGUACUUUUAUUGUCCCUCUGUUGAAGUGCACUGUUCCAAAAUGCACUUUUAACAUUUCAUCAAUGACUUGGAGCCUAGGAUACUUUCUAAUCACCUCUACACUUAAACUGUGUUCACUGAGCCAGCCUCCAAGGGUGUGGACACUUGUUUUUCUAAGUAAUUUGUCUUGCAUUGUUUUAUUGUAAAUUGUAUUGGCCAUUAGUAGUAAGAAAUAAAAUGGACAUAAAAUGCAUACAUCACAUAAAAUUGUAAUGUAUUCACCUAAAAAAAACAGUAUUACUUCAGGGACUUGUUGCUUUAAGAGGGCACUGGGCAAUGCAUUUUAGUCUUUCUUGGAAUCAGUGUGUACAGCCUAAAAACAAGAGUUGGAUAUAAGAUACAUGAUAAAAUAAGUCUUUUAAAUGCAUAUCUAUUUAUCAGCAUUGUCAUUAUCUGGACCAUUGUAAGGACAUUUCACACCAUGAUAUCUGCUCUCUCUGGUACAUACCAUCAGCCCCUCUCGGGUCCAUGUGUACAUUAGAGACAAAAUGGACAGUUUGUAGUUUCCGGUAGCUGUGCUUUAGUGAAUGUGUUCACUGUUAAGAAGAAUUAAGAAACUUGUAAUAAAUGUCAUCUGUAAAAGUAUAAAAUAAAAGAAUACAACUCUC
Messenger RNA from Periophthalmus magnuspinnatus, 8231 nucleotides. It is a transcript of the gene myo5aa, whose product is annotated as myosin VAa. Gene Ontology annotation, cellular component: vesicle; cytoplasm; actin cytoskeleton. Gene Ontology annotation, molecular function: microfilament motor activity; ATP binding; actin filament binding. NCBI's taxonomy places the organism in Eukaryota, Metazoa, Chordata, Actinopteri, Gobiiformes, Gobiidae. The record is from RefSeq and is a predicted model, not a curated record. The transcript is spliced from 42 exons. Bases 225 to 5897 code for a protein of 1890 amino acids. Gene Ontology annotation, biological process: actin filament organization; vesicle transport along actin filament.